AUGUCUUUGGUCGAGCAAGAGUAUGAGACCAGCACAGAGCAGUUGCUGCCCUCGCACCUCUACGUCCUCAUGCACGGCUUCAACUCACGCGCAGAGCACCUCAACUAUGUGGCCAAGGAGAUGGCGAACAGGCUUAGGCCGUCAGCUGCGGUCUACAGCUCGUUUUGCAAUGAAGCGAAGAUACCCAACUUCCUGUUCCAUCCGACGCAUGACGGGAUCGACAGUGGGGGGGGGGCGCCUUUCUACAGAGAUCCGACAAGUAUAUACUUCAGCUGGCGGAACUCCUCUUCCAGCCUCUACAUCCGCUUCGCUCGAAGGCUCUUUUACGAGCCGUCGACAGCUCAAGAAGAAGAAGAGAGGCAAGGGAGGAGGGGAGGCAGGGGAGGCAGGGGAGGCAGGGGAGGCAGGGGAGCAGGAGAGAGAAGAAGGUCUCGGAACGGGCUCAUUCCCCUGACGUACAUGACCACUGCCACUCCUCAUCUCAGCACGCAAGCGCUGCUGCCCAAGGCACUAGAAAAGAUGGUGACGGGGUUGGCGUUGUAUGGGGGAAGAAGUGCUAAACAGCUGUUGCUCGUGGACCUGGGUGAAAGAGUUGUGCAGUAUGCGAGCGGGCAGAGCGUAGAGGACAUGUGA
Molecule: messenger RNA, 633 nt
Organism: Guillardia theta CCMP2712
Lineage: Eukaryota; Cryptophyceae; Pyrenomonadales; Geminigeraceae
Exons: 3
Coding region: 1-633 (210 amino acids)
Source: RefSeq, a predicted model, not a curated record